Molecule: messenger RNA, 3831 nt
Organism: Porites lobata
Lineage: Eukaryota; Metazoa; Cnidaria; Anthozoa; Scleractinia; Poritidae
Source: the annotation of a GenBank genome assembly
AUGCAAAACCAGAGCAAGGAAAGCCCGCGACCGCGGUAUGGCUAUUGUCUUACACAUGCGCAAAGUCAGUUCUCGUCCCCAGAGCCCUUCGUUUCUUGGUCACGUGGUUUUGAAACGAGGGGCGACGAGAUUUUACCCUCAGCAUGGAGAGAGGUUUGGUAAUUUUUGGUAAAAUAUAGUGUGUGCUUCCUUGCUGUUUUGGUUUUUCAGAACAAAGUAACAGAAAAGUAUACAAACUAGAAAAGUAUACAAACUAGAAAAGUAGACCAAGUAGCUUCUCGCUCACGCAGAGACUUGGGCUCCUGACUGGGCUUGUUUCUUUUUCUUUAGCCUAAGUGUAACUGCACCCCCCCCCCCACCUCCCACCCCGACGAAGAGAGGGAGCAAAUUGAAAGAAAUAAUCAAGUAAUUAAAUCAUAAUUGAAAAUGUGAGGCAAAAAUAAUAUUGGGAAUAUUGGGAAUGCUCUAGGCCAUGCCAUAAACUGAUAAAGACGUGGAAAUAAUAUGAUCGGUCGUUUGUUCAAACGUCACGAUUUGUAAUUUGUUGGAUUGCAUCAUCUGUUUUUCACUUGAAAUCAACAACUUAGGAGCGAAAUCGACAACUGCGGCCGGCCAGCCGGCGAGGUCUAAUGUAAUUCAAAUGUAUUCUGCUUCUGACUGGUGUUUGUAUUCUUUUCACUGACAGUUCGUGACGACGACUCCUUUUUAUGAAUAUUGCCUUCUACAGAAAGAUCUUCGGAUGAUUCAUCCAGAGCCACAGUGUCCGACUAGCGAAUAUUUUGAUUUGUCUGAUCUGGGAUUUAAACCGUGAGAACUUUAGGAGGGCUUUUGUCACGGUCAAUUCUACAAAAUUGAAAAGACGCUUAAAAUAGCCCAAGUCACCGAUCUGACCUCGAAUCACGCCAUCAAAUUUUGGUUGUUAUAUAACUGGGCGCAAUCAUUAUCGUCAAUGUCAUUGUGGUGAGAGCUGUACAUGGAGUAGACAUUCAAGCAGUGACUCCAUUGGCGGCAAGGAAAACUGAACGUCAAAACUACGACAAAACUGAAUUCUACGCAAUGCAGAGGUACGUAUCAACUAUUUUCCUGUGGCUCAUUUUCCUCUUGUAAUCUGUUAACACGCUAAACGGAUAAUUUCAGUAUCCCGGGGCUUACUUUUUGCUACAGGCUUCAAGCAUACGAUAACUCGUAACACAUACUUCUAGCAUUUAGAACUUGUUAAUAAAUCUGGUCUGCUCGAGUAAUAUCAUUCAUAAGGAAUAAGAAGACGUCCUUUCAUAAAAUGUAAUUGGAAAUUUUAUCACCUUGUUUAUAUACUAGAACAAUUUCGUUCAGCUGUCAUUUCUAGAGCUGUGGUUGAAAGAAGGUGAGCACUGAGAAAUGAACGUGCGAAUGAAAAAUCAAGCUUAUGGAACGAUUCGCAAGACAAGGAAGGUUCGCUUUUUAUUAUACGGUGUUCAGAUAAUUAGUUUCAUUGCGCAGAAGCCUUUGAUGUUUCUGUCCUGUCCUCGUCUGUUUAUUAAUCUCUCUACCGUAACAUUGCGGCCGUAUUUUCCCACGCUAGGAUAUAGUCCUACUAAUAAGGCAAACAGUUGUUUAAAAACCCAAACAAUAUUUGCCUCAAGUCAUGUAUCAGCAUUGUUAAUAUGCAUGCUGAAUUUGCGUACUUAUAUAGAUUUUUGAGCUGUUUUUGAGCCGUAAAUAACUGGCAUAAUGGUUAUUUGAUGUCAGAAAUCUGAAACGCUAAAUUGAACAACGUGCGAUCUCGCUGACCUAUGUACGGUGUAGGUCAACAAACAUGCAAUGACGCGCUUUUCAGUAAUGAUUAUGGGUGCCAUUUAACAUGCCUAAAGGAUAUUACGACUCCGCACAUGGAAUAAAUUUCUGCGUGAAAUAGACCACCCUGACCUGUAGCGUGUACACGGUAUUUUCCUUGGCUUUUUGAGCCAGACUCUCAGAAAACAAAAGAUUCGUUUUCAAUUUUGGCGACUUAUUAUAUACCAUAAUCAAAAAUCUCAACAAAAGCCUUUUAUGAUUGCUAAUCAAGACGCUUUACACUUAUCUUAAUUAGCAUGGCAGGUAACUCUUUUAGGCUCCGCAACACACGUGUUUUAACUUGGCCUCUUGUCAUGUCAAUUUCGGAAAUCCGAGGAAUUCGGGAAGAAUUACUAAACGGGUUAGUACCUGCUGUUCAAAACGCUGUAAUCGGUUCAAGUAGAGGUUAAAGUGGAUAGUAGCCCAUACUACCAGUGCUAGUCCCUAUUUUCGGAUUUUUGAUCAGUUGACACUGAAUAUCUUACUCGACCAGGUUUAAGCGAGUAAGCGGGAUUCCUUCAACCGUCUUAAAAACCGACCUCAAACAUAGAAAUACAAACAUCCCGAAACAUUAAGUAGUUGAUCCCAGUAUCAGCUUUCGUCCGUAAGUUACAUUAAAGAAUUGAUUGCCAAAUUUCAAACUUCUGAGCCCGAAGCAAAAUGGACAAAGAAGAAAACCUGUAUUUGUAGUACAUGUCUUUUUUUUUUUGCCUAAAAAGUUUUGAGUAGUGAAAAAGGCUGGAGCAGCUAGUACGUUACCAUAACCUGUAAGGCGUUUUUAGCGGGAGGGAUCGAGGGCUACAUACCUUACAAAGAAGGAAAGAGUUACAUCAUUAUACAUUUUCCAAUUACUACACUCCUCGUUUAAUAAAUUCCUCAUUACAAAUAAAAUUGCUGGCCAAGGUUGUACCAACACCACACUCGCAGCAUCCAAAAUGGAUAAACAUCACACUCGCAACGUUCGACUUUGUACCAGAGCUGCAAUAGUGUAAAAAGAAGUUCACCCAUUUCUGGAAACAAAGAUUGGAGUGAAAAAAUAGACAAUUUUGAAAUAAAAUUGUCACCAAAAGCCUGGACCUCAUUCCUCUGCUUUUUCUUUCUUGCAGUCAAAAGUUGAAGGGCUCUUCCUCGACAUCACGUGACUGCAUGAGACAGGCGCAAGAAGACUUUCAAGAGGCCGUCAAUAGAAGGGACAAGGCCGAGAUAAGCAGGUUAUUAAAAAAUGGUUUUAACAUAAACGCAUUAAACGAAGCUGGAGACACUCCACUGCACCAGUGUAUAAGGGAUGGAAAAACGGAAUCCGCAAAGCUAUUGGUCGAGUUCGGCGCUGACGUGAAAAGAACAAACAGAGAUGGCUGGUCACCAGCUCACCUCGCAACGUCGCUGGGCCACAGAGAUCUUCUGCUCUAUUUGAUAAUGCAUUCCAACGACAGAUAAUUCCGCCGGAACAAGCAAACUCAGAACAAAUGCUGACAUCAGUCAUUGUUCACGUGUUGUUGUGGUCGCUGGCUCCAAGGUGAUAUGCGACGGACAGCAAUAAAAAUUUUAAGUAUCAUAGACAACAACGUUUCUUACGUGGUCGUCUGUAUUUUGACCCGUAUUUUGCGCUUGGAUGAUGUCGAAGUGCAACACUAAAUUUGAAGGAAAAUUAAAGUCACUCAUCGCUGCCUUAAUUUUAUAAUAGUGCAUGAAAGUUCGCUUGAACGCUAAGAGGAUAAUGAUGUAAAUUACCACAACUGAUGUUAUAUUUUGAUCUUUUCCAGCUGCAUCAGUUGGACACUAAUUAGCCUUACUAUCACCUUUAAAUUGAAAAACAUGGCUCGUCACGCAGUCCUUCCAAUCGAUUGCGUGACGAAACAAAUUUGUAACCUAUUCGAAGCGGUCAGUUUGGGCCUCUUCUAAUGAGGCCGGUUGAUAAGGCUGGCCCGGUUACUGGGACCAAUUCUGGGUCCACGUGAGAAAUUUCUGCCCGAUUUCCGAGAUGAUAAAUGGCCGUACUAUGCUGGGGACGAGUUCUGU